Messenger RNA from Microthlaspi erraticum, 1575 nucleotides. NCBI's taxonomy places the organism in Eukaryota, Viridiplantae, Streptophyta, Magnoliopsida, Brassicales, Brassicaceae. The record is from the annotation of a GenBank genome assembly.
AUGAAUAUGAGUGAUAUGGGAUGGGACGAGGCAGAGAAAUCGAUGGCUAGUGCCGUUUUAGGGAAUUUAGCAUUUGAUUUCCUCAGAGCAAACUCGAAUUCGAAUCAGAAUCUGUUUCUGGUGAUGGGAGCUGACGAUACUCUGAACAAGAAGCUCUCAAGUCUCGUUGACUGGCCAAACUCCGACAAUUUCAGCUGGAACUACGCCAUGUUCUGGCAGCAAACCAUGUCUAGAUCCGGACAUCAAGUCCUAGGCUGGGGAGACGGUUGUUGUCGAGAGCCAAUCAGAGAAGAGGAAUCAAAAAUCGUGAUAGGAACAGAGGAAGAGAGAUGGCAAGAGAUGAGGAAGAGAGUUCUGCAGAAGCUUCACAGAGUGUUUGGUGGAUCUGACGAAGACAAUUACGCUUUGAGCUUAGAGAAAGUCACGUCUACUGAGAUCUUCUUCUUGGCUUCCAUGUAUUUCUUCUUUAACCACGGAGAAGGUGGUCCGGGAAGAUGUUACGCUUCAGGGAGACACGUGUGGCUCUCCGAUGCCGUUAACUCGGAUGAUUCUGAGUAUUGUUUCAGGUCUUUUAUGGCGAGAUCUGCUGGAAUCGCGACCAUCGUUAUGGUUCCUACGGAUGCUGGUGUUCUUGAGCUUGGCUCUGUUUGGUCUUUGCCUGAAGACGUUGGCUUGGUUAUGUCUCUUCAAGCUUUGUUCGGUAGGAGAGUAGUCAAGCCUCCAUUAGGAGGGUUUCACAAGCUUUUCGGACAGGAACUGAAUAACUCGGAACAGAGAUCACAUCACAAUAAAGUUUCAACAUUUGGUUACACAUCUGAGAGAGUAGAUGUGAAAGUGAAAGAGGUUUUAGAGGAGAACAACAAUCACAAGAUGAAGAUUGGUUUUGGAGGAUCAUCAGUAGUAGAGAAAUCAGAUUCUUGUAACGAGAAGAGACCAAUGAGCUUGUUAGAUGGAGUUGGAGGAGGAAACAACAACACAGUGUGUGUUGUUGAUGAGAAGAGGCCGAGGAAGAGAGGAAGGAAGCCUGCGAAUGGGAGAGAAGAGCCGUUGAAUCACGUGGAAGCGGAGAGGCAGAGAAGAGAGAAGCUUAACCAGAGAUUCUACGCAUUACGCUCGGUUGUUCCAAACAUUUCUAAAAUGGACAAAGCUUCUCUGCUCGGAGACGCCAUCUCUUACAUCAAAGAGCUUCAAGAGAAGGUCAAGAUCAUGGAAGCAGCUGAUCAGAGAGUGAAGAUAGAGAGUGAUUUGUCUGAAUCUAACACAAGAACAGUAGAGAGUCGUCAAGAAGUUGAUGUUCGAGCUAUGAGCGAGGAGGUUGUUGUGCGUGUGGUGUCGCCGUUGGAUUCACAUCCAGCUUCGAGAAUCAUACAGGGAAUGAGAAACGCAGAGGUUAGUGUAAUGGAGUCUAAGUUAUCAUCAACGAAAGACACAGUGUUUCACACUUUUGUGAUAAAGUCUAAUUCAUUGACGAAAGAGAAGCUUAUAGCAGCAACAGUUUACCCGGAAACAAGCUCGACGCAGCAGCACCAGCAGCCAUUACCGUCUUCUAGCUCACAGGUCUCUGGCGAUUUAUAG